AGAGCCCAGAUUGAGAAUAUAAUCGGCAGAAUUUAGCGACGGCAGCGGGACGGAAAUAUCGAGCAGGAGGGGGGACGGGCCGAGCGCCAGACGCGCUUCUGUCAUCCACCUGUGAGAAGCCCCGGUUUGAGGCUCCCUGGCUUCGUGGAUCGUGGAUCGUGGAUCGUGGAUCGUAGAUCGGGUUUGGUGCUUUGGAGAACACUUUGGUGGGGCUCUUAGGCAACGUUGGAACGCGCGGCGCGCAGGUUCAGUUGUCAUUGCGACUCCGGCGACUCCGUCGAGGAGGCACUCGCGCGCUGCGUUACUUCUAUUUUCGAAAUCGUCGUGAACGUGAAAAGAAGAAGUUGUGUCUUUUUACACGGAUGCCCAUACAAUUCUCUAAGCUUGUCUUCAGCGAGAAACCCGGAGCAAGAGGAAUCCUGAAUGCAACAAGUAAUUGCCGCUGAAUUUGUACAAGGACGCGCGUAGGAAUGUCCCAAGGCGACACGCUCGUCGCCGAUCAAUCCGGCGCGUCGAGUUUCAAUAUCGCGGAUGCGCGUGUGCGGGCGCGAUCGAUGGAUGUAAAGUAGUGCAAAUCGUUUUAAUUAAACAAUUUGAUUACGUCGUGAAUGCACGUGCAUUUGCCUUUCCCCGAUAGUCUGACGUUUCCCGGCGAGCCGACGAGACGAGCCAGCCGAGUGUCCCGUUGCAAUUACGAUACUUUCAAACAUCGCGAUUCCGUGUCCAGCGAUCGAUCCGCUGCCGUGACGAUCGGAUCGAAUUUAUGUAGAAAGAAUUUGUAACGGGCCGGAAGGGGCGGGAAGGGACUCGACGAAAGCGAAGAAGAAGCAGGAAGUCAGGAAUUCGAAGUAGCGCCUACGCAGCCGCCUUGUCUCGCGUGCACCUCUUUUCCUGACAUUUCAGACAUCUACGGGCUGACGGAUUGCAAUCGGAGUAGCAGAAACACGUGUCGGAGCACGUGGACCUGAGUGCGUGCACAGGGCAACGGGGCACGCGCCUCCGUACAGCAGCCGGCUUUUCCGGCUUUUCCAUCCCCUCGGUGCACGGGGUGCGUGACGUGACGUCACGUGACCUUACGUGACGUAUGGCCAGCCGGAAAAAUUACCAGCAACGUUAUUGAGAAAAGUGCGUGUAAAUUGUUGGCAUCGAUCAUCCGGCGGUUCCUCCGUCUACUCUGGGAUUCCUCGGGUGACUCAUCGGCAGAUCGCGCCUCGAUCGGCUCCGCCUCGGGCAGCAGGCAGGUGUAUACGUUCCGGGAGUCUAACGAUCAGCACGAAGGUCAAGGUUUGCUGGGCACGGAGGGGCUGAAAGUUUGAAGAAUUUUUGUCGAAAAAUAAGUGGGACCUUGUCAGGGUUGGGGAGCGAGAGGGGUGAAGGGUCACGCGAGAUUUCAAACUUUCGAGCGGGUGAGAAGUCGCGAUAGCGUUUGAACUGUGUGUUAUGAAUUCACUUAGAAAAAUGUACAAUGCGACCAGUUAGUACUUAUAAAUAUUAACGAGGCGAUCGGCUCCUCGCCAAAUUACCAUUACGCAUCCGCCCGUGGAAUCCUACCAGAGUUCAUUGAUGGUCGCUCGUAAUAAUAGGUGAACCUCGAGUGAACGUAGCGCGGGGUUCGUCUCAUCGUCUGCUCGAGCUUUCGCUAAAAAUAGAAAAGCGGAAGUAGGAAGGAAGCGAAAACGAUGCCGGAGGAGGUGCGCGCGCACGAUGUCGGCACACUGACACCGAGGGGUGCCUACCCGAUGGAUCCCCACGAGGAGGGUCAGUGCGCGCCAAGAAGCCGCCCCGUCAGCUUCUACGACAACUUCAAGGACGUGCCAGCGAUGCCGCCCUGCGUCACGACUGCGAUGAGCGUCGGGAAUCUGAGUGAAGUCCGCGAGAACGGCGCGUCGUCAGCAACGGCACCGGGGAACAGAGUGAGCAGCGCCGUCAGCGCAGGAAACGUCGCCAGGAUUCACCACGUAAGAGUCACAGGAGCAGUCUCCACCGGAAACAUUGGGAAAAUGUUCCGCCCGGAGAAGGAGAAGGAACUGGGCCGAGCACCGUCGAUGGCGAAUUGCCUCUCGACGACUGUACCUGUUAACUUGGCGGCCUCGCAGAUUGCCGGCCGACACACGCCGACCAGGAAUUCCUUGAGGCACAGUCGAAUGAUCGUCAUGAACAGGACUGGAAAUAUUCCGCGGAAAUCUCAGCCGCCGCUGCUUCGGCAUCGGAAGCUAGCGAGAUGCUUGGCCGUGAUGCAGACGGUCCUGGGAAUUGCUGUGACUUCGCUGUCGUUGUGGCUGCUGCUCUGGUCGCCGAAUUUACCGCUGACAGACAAUCCCUACUGGAGUGGAAUGCCCCUCCUGCUCUCCGGGAGUUUUGGUGUCUGCCUGUUAUGCUGCUUCAAGAAGGAAUAUCCGGGAAUGAGUCCAGGAUUCUGUCUCUCGGCAACCAAGGUAGUAAGUGUCUUCCUGUCGACUCUCGCAAGUGCAGCUUGCAUAAUAGCGUGCGUCGCAUCUGCGAUGCAUCUGGCACGUUUAACGGGGCUCGAGUGCACGCCACCUCGCGUACUGAACGCAACCUGCGUCUGCAGACCACGUGGGGAUUUCUCAAAUCCUUCCCAAUCGCUUCUUCGCUACGAGGAUCUCAACUGUCCGGACGUUGAGAACAUACUGACGAUCCUCUUGAUUUUUUCAUCGACCUGCAACGGCUUGGGAGCCAUUGUUGCUGGUUGGUACUGUUACCUUCACUGGAGCACACGGGAGAAGAGACCAAAGUACAUGCAAGUGCGGACCAAUCCGAAUAGCGGAAACAGUAUUCUGUCGAGGCCGAUUUAUAAUCCGAACUUGAACGGGCGAUGACGGGGGCAGAUCGUGUCGCCAUCUAGAGGAAACUGUGUGGUACUCGAGUUUGACAAUUUUCAGUGAGUCAAAGACGUAGCGAGACGCGAAGGUCGACCCGGCUGUACCAAAGUCAGGAAGUCGGGAAGCUGUGAAGCCUAGUAACUAGACUCUGGCCAGACUCGUUCUUUCUGCGACGAAUGACACUGUAGCUACAGUAUUCAUAGAGAUAAUGGACGUCUGCAUUCGUGCCUGAGAUAAUUUUUAUUCGGACAACAAUUACUCAGUGCACUCGACCAAAUUGCAAACGUCUGGCGCAAGGUACUUACACAUUGCUACACCAUCCGUUAGUAAGGAAUAGAUUUAAGUAAUAAUGGACCAAAAGAUAAGCUAGUGAUAAGGGGGAUAAUUCCGUGCCGUAAGUUUGUCUGUGAAUUACUUAUAUGAAUUAAUACAAUGUGAAAAUAUUGGGCGUUAACGAAGGCUGAAAAAAAACUAGGAGAAACUGAACAGGGAUGCUUGUUUCGUAUGACGUACUCAGGGUGGGAUUUUGUACACAGACUAGACGCGUGACAGUUUUCCAACGUACUUAGAGACAAUCUUUGGCGACAAGAGGACUGCUAUAUGUGUAACGAAUAUAUAUGGAGUUCAAUUGCUAUUUUCGCAACUGGAUCGAAAUGGAAUCGCACGAAUAAUGACAGGUUAACAGGCUUGAUGUGUUUGUGAUUUUUAUUCACCGUGAGGGAAGUGACCUGUCACGGAUGAAGAUAACAAUGUUCAUUCGUAAGGCAUACGUGUGUAAUUUUUACAAAUAUAGAAAAUAAGAUUUCCCGCGGAUACAUAUCUAUAUAUAGAUAGUGGUCAGACGAGUCGUGUCUGCAUACGUGCGCACCUUGUGAAGGAGAAUAAAGAUAUUUAUAAUGCUGGCGCA
This is a messenger RNA of Cephus cinctus (wheat stem sawfly), 3750 nucleotides long. Its product is annotated as sarcospan. The record is from RefSeq and is a predicted model, not a curated record. Lineage: Eukaryota; Metazoa; Arthropoda; Insecta; Hymenoptera; Cephidae. Gene Ontology annotation, cellular component: sarcolemma; dystrophin-associated glycoprotein complex. Bases 1680 to 2840 code for a protein of 386 amino acids. The transcript has 7 exons.